CCUAAAAAAUGCAAUAUUUUCCAGGUGGCUGCUGGUAUGAUAUUAGUUAGCGGUAUGCGACUUAGUUUGCUAUGCUAAGAAUAACAGAGUCACCUGUACACUAAUGUAAACCAGGUUUAUAUUAAGUGAGGGGCAUGAUUCUGUGUUGGAUCGCCUACGUUUGUGCAGCGCUUGCUGCUGUGGUGGCUGGGACGUCUUCUAUUCAACGAAACAACGUGAACAACUGCACAGAGAGUGGUGAUGUAAUGGAAAUAGCUUUCUUGGGCUGGCCGCACCGGUUUUACUGCAACUCCCUUAUAGAGCACACUGGACUGGCGAACGAGUAUUUCUACAACGAACAACUUGAUUUUGAUAACGUGCAGUGCUCAAUCUUCGAUUUGGACAAAGGUAUUUUGCUAUAUAACGUAACUGAAGUUUACGACGAAUACGGUACCACGUUUAGCGAACUUGGGUAUACAACAGCUGACAUACGAAGUGGAGACUCGACAAAUUAUCAAAUCAAUUUCAUGAUGCCGGGCAUGGUAAAAUGCGAAAGCGUGUUCGUACAUCUUAAUAUUACGAAGUUUGAGAAUCGAACUUGUGAAGAAUCGAUACUUGACGAAACAGCACAUCACGUUAUAGGUUUAGUAGCAAACGCCAGGGGUUCUUUAAAGUGCAUGUUACCAACUCACGUCCAACCAAAAGUUCACGUUAACGUCGAAGAUCACGUGUCUUGGUUACGUAAUUGCGUCAUGUUAGAAGUGGGUACGGACGAUGACUUUAUGGUGAAAUCCGGUGGGCACCUGAGUUUACCAAGUGUAACGUACCAACACCCAGGGACAUACACUUGCGCAGUAACCUAUAACGGGAUGACGAGGUACACUGUUCACCACAGGGUUUGCGUGAAACCGAAAAGCAAUCGUCAACUUUCGAUCAAAUGCUCAACUUCAGUAUACAAACAUAACAUACUUGAUGAUAUAAGAGUUAAAUGCACUGGUUACCUUGCACACGAUGUGGACUUGGAUAGCGUGCGAGUUGUUUGGACCAAGGAUAACAGUGAGAGUGAUAUCUGCUCUAUACACGGCAAUGAAGGAGCAGUGGACACUCCGGCAAAUUCACGCACGUCAUGUUCAAUAAAAGUUGAAAAGAUCUGUUUCCGUGAAGUUCAAGAUUCAACCGACAUUGAAGCUGCCCCCGCUGUUAUAGAUAUGAAACUUAAAAUCAGAAACCUUAAACAAUCGGACUUCGGUCGCUACGAAGUUUCGCUGUUUCAAAGAACUUUAAACCAAACAGCUGCAUUUGAGAUUCAAAGCAACCUUCAGACAUUUUUGUUGGUUCGUCACGCAACAAUAACGUGUGUGGCCAUGGCGCUUAUUUUGUUACUGCUCAUGUUCACUGCAGUGCUAUGGUGGAAACGAGUAUAUUUGUUUGUAUACUACAAACGAAAAUUCGGCACUAAUGAGCCUGACAACAAAUGUUACGGAGCGUUCUUGUCUUACCACUUUUCAACUGACAUGGACAAAUUUGCAAAGCAGUUGACACGUGACGCAGUUUCAGUGGUGCGUGACGGUCUUGAGGGGCUUGGGUACCGAGUGUAUGACGAAGUGAAAGACGGUCAUAGUAGCGGAUAUCAAGCCCCGAAUAUCAUAAACACGAUGCGCAAAUGUCACAAAGUUAUUAUUAUUAUUACACCAGACUACCUCAAAGACCACUGGUGCAUGUUCACGCUUCAAAAGAGCUUUCUUGAAAUGAUUGAAGCCAGAUCGAAAAUGAUUUUCAUUUUAACUCCUGGCAGCAGCGCAUUUAUAAAGCAGCAUAGACAAGACAACGAAAGUUGUCGAUUGGUGCACCGAGCAAUUGCGCUCAACCACGCCCUACAGUGGUCAGACGAACGGCGCUUCGAUCUGAAAUAUUUUCUGCUUCGUCUCGAAAACGUCAUGCCAAAGCUAGUUUCGCAACGUUUUCGUCACGUGUCUCAUACGUCAUCAGUGAGCAGUCAACCAUGUCGGUACAACAGCGGGUAUCUACGUUCUGUGAGUAACGACACGCAGACUACAGAGUUAGGGUCACCAAGGCCCGAAAGCGAGAAAACUUUCACAGAACUCACUGUGACUAUGGAAAAGGAAAAUGAACUACGAGUGUGACGGCACAGAAUAUAACUGUUACGUCAUAACUGAAGAGAUUAGCUGACCUUUAUGUAUGAAGGUUCAAAAACUGCACUUUUUCAGACUUUACCUUUCAUGAUCCGUUCAAGCUUCUUGCGGAUCGAAGCAUAUAUGGGCCAUCUUUGCAUUCCUUCGUGCUUUUCUAUGUGGUGCCCUUUAGUUUUAUAGAGUUAGCUAGAAGGUGUUGGCAUCAAUUUAUUUGGGCGCUUCCACAAAAGCAAACAAGGUGACCAGCAACAAAACUAAAAUGUCAUUAUUAGAAUACACCAAAGUAUAAUUGCAACCUUGCAACUAUUCAAAGGGCAAACCAACAAAAAAGUGGUUUAAAAUUUAGCAGUACUUUUAGAUCACAUUUGAUAAUACUAUUUACAAGUUUUAAGUUUUUGUUUGCAUCUAUUUUUAAAUUUCCCAUUUAAUUUUUUAAGUGUGACAAUUUUUUUUUGGUAAGUUCCAGUUUUAGAAUUAAAGCCAUAUUCGCACUGUGAAAAAAAAUGCUAAUCAACAAAAAAAUUUAAAACACACAAAUAUUUUCAACAUAAAAAAAUUUUUUCUGUUUUUUUUUAAUGUAUUUGUUGUUAAAACUGAUCAACGACUGAAUAGUAAUGUCUUACGUGCAUUGUUUACAACAUUCUUGAUAUUCAUUCAUUUAAAUCUGUUUUUUUUUACAAUCGCUUCCCAGUUACCAAAGUCCUAAUAAAUAUUUCGUA
This is a messenger RNA of Ciona intestinalis (vase tunicate), 2851 nucleotides long. The record is from RefSeq and is a predicted model, not a curated record. Lineage: Eukaryota; Metazoa; Chordata; Ascidiacea; Phlebobranchia; Cionidae.